Molecule: messenger RNA, 2197 nt
Organism: Hippoglossus stenolepis (Pacific halibut)
Lineage: Eukaryota; Metazoa; Chordata; Actinopteri; Pleuronectiformes; Pleuronectidae
Gene: lgals3a
Product: lectin, galactoside binding soluble 3a
Exons: 6
Coding region: 187-1332 (381 amino acids)
Biological process (GO): positive regulation of calcium ion import; positive chemotaxis; negative regulation of endocytosis
Cellular component (GO): nucleus; immunological synapse
Molecular function (GO): carbohydrate binding; IgE binding; laminin binding
Source: RefSeq, a predicted model, not a curated record
GCCCCUCCCCCUCAUGAGGUUGUAGUUGUGUGUGUCAGCUUGUAGUCCAGUCCCCCCUCGGCAGGCUAACUUAGCAUUAGCAGGCUAACUGAACCGAACCGGGGCUUCCACUUCCACAGCCGGACGAACCACCGCUGUCAUCCGCCUCUAUCACCCGAGAGGAGCAGCCCACCUUCCGGCGAGAUCAUGGCAGAUUUCUCGCUGACAGAUGCUUUAGGAGACGACACCCAAGGCCAGGCUAAGAGAAUAGGCAACACCAACCCGACUGGCCCGACUGGCCCGGCCAACCAUCCUCCUGCAAACCCAGGAUGGCCUGGUUCAGCUCCCGGAGCCCCCACCCAGCCCUCAGCUCCGACUGACUUCACCGGGGGAUCAUCAGGCCCAGGAGCUCCAGGGCAGUUCCCGUACCCGUCUGGUCCUGGAGCGCCAGGGCAAUACCCAGCACCCCCUUCAGCACCUGGAGGGUUCCCCCCUGGUCAUGGGAUGCCUGGACAAUAUCCACCUGCACCAGGAGCUCCAGGGCAGUUCCCCUCCAGCCCUGGAGCCCCCGGGCAGUUCCCUGGGCAGUUCCCUGGGCAUUACCCACCUGAAGCAGCUCCAGGACAGCUGCCUGGAGGUCCUGUUCCUUACCCAACCGGACCAUUUCCUUCUGGCCCUGGAGCUCCUCCUGGGCCUUAUCCAAACGUGCCUUACCCGGGUGGCCAGCCAGGAGGCAACGGCAUGUACGGACCAGGAGGUCCAGGUGGAUUCCCCCCUCCAGCUGGCCCUGGUGGUUUCCCGGCCUUCCCUACUGGAGGUUUCCCCCCAAUGCCCGCUGGGUCAUGGGGACCACAUGCAGGUGGAGGCUUCCCUCCUGCUCCUGGCCCCUUCGGUCCUGGCCCUGGCCCUAUGGCUCCAUAUGGUGGACCUGCUGCACCAGGAGGCAUGCUGAUGGUGCCGCAUGAUCUCCCUCUUCAUGCCGGAAUGAUGCCACGACUCUUGAUCACGAUAGUUGGGGAGCCCGUAGCUGGAGCAGACAGGUUCCAUGUUGACUUCAUUAAAGAUGAAGACGUCGUCUUUCAUUUCAAUCCUCGAUUUCAUGAGCAGAAUAUUGUCAGAAAUUCCAACCUCGAUGGAUGCUGGGGGCCUGAGGAGCGGGAUGGAGGAUUUCCAUUUGUUCAGGGACACCGCUUUGAGCUGAAGAUCCUGGUGGAGGACGACAGUUUCAAAGUGGCGGUGGACGGCACUCACCUGCUGGAGUACGAGCACAGAGUCGGCGGACUGGAGGAAGUGACUCUGGUGCGCGUCGUCGGAGACGUCCACCUCUACAGUGCAGCCCCGAGCAUGAUCUGAGUCUCAGAGGCAACCACGAGCUGUACAAGAGACAUACGUCAAACUUUACCACUGAAUUUCUGCAUCUAACAGCCCUUCAAAUGAUUUGAUGCAUUUGUUGGGAUUUAAAAGGCACAAUCGUCAGCGCAGUGCAAUCUUUGCCCUCCUGGCUCUUCAUCAUGUGUUUCAAAACAGAGGAACACAGGUCUGCACACUUAUAAUCCUUUUCUUUUUUACUGGAUGAUGUCUCAUUGUAUAGCCAAAAUAUAUUUUAUGACAUAACAGCAUCUUAGUCAAUGAGUUGAAGUGCAUUUAAAACUGAUACUAUAAGGAAAUAUUAAUUUAUUCCUGAUGAGAAGAUUGUCGGCCCAGUGGAAAAUUGCGACUUGUCCUAAACAUUUCAUAUAUUUUCCAGGAUUAUGCUGUAUUAUGUUUACAGUAUGUGUUUGCUUCUUAUUCUGUCCUUUAUAUCAAGAUCUUGGAAAGCCUGUGUAGUGCAUGAGAGUGUGAUGCUGGUCCCCUUUUCACAGUCGUUUAUCAGUGCUGGCCAACAUAUGCAGUAUGCUAAUGAUGAAGUUGCUUUGAAAUUAAUUUAAAUACAGACUUUAAUCUCCUCCUUCUCUUUUAGUAUUAAUCCUCCUGAGCUCUGGGACCGGAGGGUCGCAUGAUGCUUUUACGAUUUCAUGUUGAAGUCAAAUCAAAAUCGAAAAAGAAAAAGAAAAGGGAUGAGGCUCUCUUAUUUGUUGCCAAAGAAAACAGUGGUACAGUGUUUUCUGAUUGUUUGCUUAUGAAUAAAAGGGGCAACAAACAGAUAGUGACUGAUUCAUGAUUUUGUAAACUCUUCGUUUGCUACCUGCACAUGUAAUAAACAUAAGUUUCCCCUGUA